Messenger RNA from Malaclemys terrapin pileata, 5784 nucleotides. RefSeq names its product BCL6B transcription repressor (gene BCL6B). The transcript has 9 exons. Gene Ontology annotation, biological process: regulation of transcription by RNA polymerase II. Gene Ontology annotation, cellular component: nucleus. Lineage: Eukaryota; Metazoa; Chordata; Testudines; Emydidae. The record is from RefSeq and is a predicted model, not a curated record. Gene Ontology annotation, molecular function: DNA-binding transcription factor activity, RNA polymerase II-specific; protein binding; RNA polymerase II cis-regulatory region sequence-specific DNA binding. Bases 96 to 1649 code for a protein of 517 amino acids.
UACACCCCCCCCCGAAAGUCCUGCUGCAGGAAGGUCGGAGGGUCCCUGCUGGUCAGGGCCCUGGCCUGUGGGAACCCCCCCCCCCUGCAGACACGAUGAGCUCGGGUGGGGCCAGGGGUCUGGGGGGCUCCGUGCGGGAGUUCACGCGUCACGCCAGUGAUGUGCUGCUAAAUCUGGACCAGCUCCGGCACCGCCGCGCCCUGACCGACGUCACCCUGCUGGUGGGGGGCGCCCCCCUAGUGGCCCACAAGGCCGUGCUCGCUGCCUGCAGUGGCUUCUUCUACUCCAUCUUCCUGGCCCAGGGGGGCAGCGAGGUCAGUGUCAUCACCCUGCCUGGAUCCAUCCAGCCCGGGGGCUUCCAGGCCCUGCUGGAUUUCAUGUACACCUCCCGCCUGCCCCUCACCCCAGCCUCCGUCCCAGCCCUGCUCAGCGCUGCCACCUACCUGCAGAUGGAGCACGUGGUGGACGCCUGUCACCGCUUCGUCCAGGCCAGUUACGACCGCGCUAGCUUCUACUCCAAGCCACUCCCCUCCCCAGCAGACCCCAAGCCCCAGGACCCCCUCCAAGGACCUCCAGACGCCAGUGGGACGGUGCCCGCAGGGGGUCUCCACCCAGAGGGGCCGAGCCCAGGGGCCCCCCUGCGAACGGUUCCAGCCAGGCCCCCGGCGAAGGAUUCUGGAGGGGCACCCCCGGGGGGGGAGCGGGGCCCCCCCCACAGCCCAUCGCGCUCCAAGGGGCACCCCGCCACCCCCCGCGAGUCCAGCGGCUGCGCCCCCAACCCCAAAGCCUGCAACUGGAAGAAAUACAAGUUCAUCGUCCUGAACUCCCUGCGGGGAGAGGGGGUGGGGGGAGGAGGCGGGGCCGGUCCCCAGCCCCCCGGCCCCCUGACCCCUCCCGAGCCCCCGGCCGGUGGAGACCGAGGCAUCUGCCGUGGCGGGGAAGACGAGGGCGGCCCCAGGACCCAGCAUGACAGCGCCCCCUGCGGGCCGCCCCCCGCCCUGUCACCGUGCCCCCUGUGCACCCAGCGCCUUCCCCAGGGGCCGCCCCAGCCCGCAGCAGGUGCAGGGCCAUACGGCUGCGGGGCCUGCGAGCUGGGCCUGGACGAGGAGGAGGGGGAGGAAGGGGGGGUGGCCAGGGGGCAGGCCCCGGCGGCCGCCCCCCACGACAACAAACCGUUCAAGUGCCAGCUCUGCCGCUCAGCCUUUCGCUACAAGGGCAACCUGGCCUCCCACCGCGCCGUCCACACCAGUGAGAAGCCAUACCGCUGUGGAGUCUGUGGGGCCCAGUUCAACCGGCCGGCGAACCUCAAAACCCACUCACGGAUCCACUCAGGGGAAAAGCCCUACAAGUGUGAGACCUGCGGCUCCAGCUUCGUGCAGGUCGCCCACCUCCGGGCCCACGUGUUGAUCCACACGGGUGAAAAGCCCUACCCUUGCGAGACGUGCGGGACCCGCUUCCGGCACCUACAGACACUCAAGAGCCACAUCCGGAUCCACACGGGCGAGAAACCAUAUCACUGCGAGACCUGCCACCUGCACUUCCGGCACAAGAGCCAGCUGCGCCUGCACCUGCGGCAGAAGCACGGGGCCGUCACCAACACCAAGAUUCGCUACGCGGUGCUGGCCGGCCCGGCCGGCGCCCGCUGCUGAACGGGGACCGUGCUUCCUCCCCCUCCCACCAGGGGGCAGGAGAGAGACACCGCUCUCCUCCCCCACCCCGCAUGGCUGCCGCCUUCGCUCCUGCCAGCAGGGAGCGUUGUCUCGGGGUAGGGGGAAUUCCUGUCCCGUCAGGAGGGGCCCGCUGGUCGUGAAACCCUUUCAUGGCAUGUGUUGUCCUGUGGUGUCUGGGCUGGGGUGCUAUGGGACGUGGGGGGGCUAUGGGAUGCAGGAGGGUGGUCUCUCUAGUCUAUAGAGGACCCAGUUCUCCGUGUGUGUGUGUGGACGGAGUGUAUAUGCACCCUGUGUUUUGAAGUGGGUCUGCCAUUUUGCCUGCCCACCCCCCCAAGCUGGGGAGGGAACCCAGGAGUCCUGGCUCUCAGCCCCCCACCCUGCACUAACACACCACUCUCCUCCCAGAGCUGGGGAGAGAACCCAGGAGUCCUGGGUUCUUUAAGUGUGGCACAGGAAGUGAUGUCAGAGCUCUGCAGGCAGAGCAUCCUGAGAGACCACACCCCCCACUUGUCUUAGCUACUUAAUUUUCAGUUGAUUUAUGUUUUCUUCUGGAAGACAAUAUCUCAUUUGGUUAAACCGGUUUCAAUCCAGAGUCACUCUGAAUUCUCUCCUACCCUGGACAUCUCUAUGGACAACUGAUGACGCUGGCUUGAUGUUGGCUUAACUGAAAUCAGCAGUUGCCAGUUGUGCAUAGACUUCAGUGAAGUUCUAAUCACGAUCUAAAUCUGGGAGGAGUGACUGAUUUAACCACCCUGGAAGUCUCUCUAGCCAGCUCAUUGUGGUGCUGCAGUUUUGGUGACACUAGUGUCAACCCAGAGGCACUCCAGUUAAGUUCUCAGCGAGGUUGGACAUCUUUAGGGACACCGGAUGUCUCUGGUUUGACAGCAGUUUAAUCAAAAUCAGGAGUCACUAGCUGUCCAUGAAGACCUCAAAGACAUUCUAGUCCAGUCUCUAAAGUUCUGUGGAUUGACUCUGGAUUGACUCUGAUUUUACUAAAAUCCAGAUUCACCAUUUGUCUACAGAGUCUUUACUGAAGAUCUAGCCUACCCUAGAAGUGUCUAUGGACAACUGGUGACUCCAGAAUUUUGUUUAAACCAGUUUUAAUACAGAGUCACUCCAGUUAAGCUUUCCCCUACCUACAAUGUCUCUAUGGACAACUGGUGACUCCAGCUUGAUGCUGGUUUAAGGUGUUGUCUUUUCUUUUUCACAAAGGUUCUUUAAAGAAUUAAAUGUAUUUUUUUGCUGACAGUGGCUUUUUCUGACCUGUAUCUAUCUAUAUUUUUUUAAUUACUCCCCAAGUUGAGGGGUGUAUUUUUUGUUACUUUUAAUUUGCUUUGCAAUGUUAGUGCUUGGAGCAAAUGGAAAAGGUGUUUGUAGCUCGGCCACUUGACCCUGUGUUAGUUAGUUGCCCGCUCUAGAUGGUCCUAGAGUCGUAUUGGGGCAGGUCCGUUGCAAAAGGGUUCUUGAUGUGUUGGAGAUCUCUGGAAGCGUGAGGUGUAGCAAAGCAAGGAGUUUGAUCCUAAGGUCUGGGGACAUUCUGGAGAUUAUCUGGUUGGAGUCUAGAACCUAAGGUAUCCGGUGUUCAGGGCUAUGUUAUCCAGCAUUUAAAUGUUCCACCUUCUGAGUGUAGAACACCCACAUUUAAAUGGAUAUGGGAUCAUGGGAUCCAGAACAUUUGAGGUGUCUUGUCUACUGAAUUGUGGGUUCUAGACUGUGUUCUUCUGGAGUCUACAUAUUCCAGCUCCAGAGUCCAGAUCCUCUGAGGUCUUCUCUUUACGGAAUCCUGGGUUCCAGAAUCUGUAUUUUCUGAAUCUAAAUAUUCCAUCCAACGAGUCUGGAGCCUCUCGAAUCAAAGGUUUCAGGAGCAGAGGUUCUGGAUUGUUAAAAUGUAGAUGAUCCAGGCCCCCAUCACAUAUUGCCUCUGAGGUCGUCUGGCUAUGGGUUCCUGACUUCCAGGCCUUUUUCUCAAUAAUACUUCUCCAGAUACUAGAACCUCUGAGGCCUCCUGUCUACCAGAUCCUGGGUUUUAGGUUCUUUGGAGUCUCUGUCUCCAGAUUGUGGAACCGCUCAGCUCAAGGGCUUCUGGAGCAGGGGUUCUAGAUUAUUAAUCUGUAACCCUUCCAUAUUCACUUUGCCAGAUGGCCUUUGGGCAUUUCAUAGAAUCAUAGAAUAUCAGGGUUGGAAGGGACCUCAGGAGGUCAUCUAGUCCAACCCCGAAAGCUCAAGUUGUGGAGACCAAAGCUAGAGUGACGCAGAGUCUCUGGUCCCAGCUAAGGUUCUAGAUUGUCAUUGGAUGAGUCUAGAACACAACUGAUUGAUGGGCUGUAUCAUUCAGGAAUCCCUCUGGAUCUGGAAUACUGCAGGGUGGAAGAUAUUUGGCACGGGUGAGGGAACAGAAGAGCUGAUGCAAUACGUUGCAAGGACUGAGACCACAUCCCCUACUCCCCCAAAACAAUUAAAGUCAGAGCAGGUUACUGGGGCAAGAGAGGGAUCUGGGAUCACAGUGUCCCUAGAAUAAAGCUCAAAAUUUCAGCAACAACUGGUCUUUGCUGCUCCAGAAGAGGUCUGGAACCUCUGGUGCUUCACGGUAUGUGGGGAAAAGGGAGGGAGCUGUGGUUUUGGAAUGAGGUGGGAAGUUUAUUGCCUUCCAAUUGCCAGGGGGAAAAACAAAUGGGAAAAGAGUCUAGAAUAGCAUAGUCUAAAACAACCUAGGAAUGGAUACAAAUAUCAGCGGGUAGCCGUGUUAGUCUGUAUCCACAAAAACAACUCCUUGUUGUUUUUUUAGGAAUAGAUAGUGUGGCGUAGAAUGGAUAAUGGAACCUACAAUCAAUGUAGAGUAAAGUCUAGAACAGAUAGUCCAUUCUAGAACUGAUGCCAUAGGAAUGGAUUGCAUGGUCUAGAACAGAUUGCCCAAUCGAGAAUCAAUAGAUUGGGAAGGGUUAUGCCAGCCUAGAAUGGAUCGCCUAGGAAUGAAAAGUCCUGUCUAGAAAGAUAACACAAUCUAGAACACAUAGUCUCUGAACAGUUUGUGCUGUCUGGAACAGACUGUGCUGCCUAUAAUGGAGAGUACAACCUAGGAUGGCAAGCAUAAUCUAGAAUUCAUGAACAAGAAAUGGAUACCACCACCCAGGACUGCACAGUCUAGUACUGAUAACCUAGGUAUGGACAGCCCAGUCUAGAAUGAUAGCCCAAAUCUAGAAACCAUAGCUUAGGAAGGGAUGCCGCAGCCUGGACCAUAUAGCACCAUCUAGAAUGACCUAGCCUAGGAAGGCUAGCACUAUCUAGAAUGGCUAAUCCAGUCUAGAAGGUUGGGCGGUUUAGAUUGGCUAGCCUAGGAGUAGUCUAGACCUGAUAGGUUGGGAUCAGGUGACCAUCCAUACAACGGGACUGUAGACGGACCAGGAACACACACAUCUCCCAUCUCCUACUCCCAACCUAGUCGGGGUCAGUUCUUCUCUCUAUCACGCACAGGUUCACCCAACGAUGGGACCGGUUCCCAUUACCAAGGUAGUCUUUGCCGCUGGGUAGAUACACAGGGCAGCCUAGAGGGGACAGGCCCCGUGUCCCAUCCCCCACCCCCUGAGCUGGCCAGUCGCCCUGUCAUGGGGCUGGAUACGGAGCUAGUGCCCCCUAGAGUGGACCGGCCCCGUGCCCCAUUCCCUGCUCCCUUGAGCCAGCCAGUCCCUGGCCUGGGGCUGGAUGGAAGCUGGCGCCCCCUAGAGGGGAAAUGUAACAGUUAUUCCUAGUGCUGUGCUACUGGAGAGGUGCAGUGGCAGAUUUAACCUCCUGCCACCCCCUCGUAGUUCUUCUGGGAUUUGAACCCCCCCUGCCCCACCCCCCAGCUACAAGCACAUGUUGCUGGGAAACAUGCAAACGGGGGUAAAUUGCAGAGGUGGGACUAUUCUAUAUUGACACCGAACACUGCGGGACAAAAUGUACUUUCAAAUCACGGCUCCGCCUCAGUGGUCCGGUGGGGGAGAGGUUUGGAUCGGGCGGGGGUUGGGGGGGUGUAUUUUGAGUGGAUUUCGGGGUAUCUGUCAAAAGCUGGUUCUGGCCCCACACCCUGUAGCACCUCAACCCGCGGCUCGGUGGCUGCUUUCAAUAAAGCUGUUUU